This is a messenger RNA of Pipistrellus kuhlii (Kuhl's pipistrelle), 4239 nucleotides long. RefSeq names its product potassium voltage-gated channel subfamily A member 1 (gene KCNA1). The record is from RefSeq and is a predicted model, not a curated record. Gene Ontology annotation, biological process: potassium ion transmembrane transport; protein homooligomerization. The transcript is spliced from 2 exons. NCBI's taxonomy places the organism in Eukaryota, Metazoa, Chordata, Mammalia, Chiroptera, Vespertilionidae. Bases 1574 to 3064 code for a protein of 496 amino acids. Gene Ontology annotation, molecular function: delayed rectifier potassium channel activity; protein binding. Gene Ontology annotation, cellular component: juxtaparanode region of axon; membrane; paranode region of axon.
GGUGGGGGGGGGGUGACGAGAUGGCACGCCGAACGUGGCCAACAAAGCGGAUUACUGUGGGACUGCACAAACGCAGCCCCAUCCGAGGAGUUUUGCCAGGAACGCCGCCGCCUGCAUUGCGUCGGACGACCAUCUGAAACGUGAAAUUCCCGGGGAAGGUCACGGCGGAGGACCUGGCGUGUGCGGGGGGGGGGGGGGGGGGGGGGUCUGUAAGCCACAGGGAAGAAGAAAUGGUGGUCUGCUUCUCUGGCAGAAGAAAAAAGCCGUGCUGGCAAGAGUGGGAACUGAACGCAACCCCCCUCUGUGGAACCACCCCCUCACAUUUUCCAUCUACCUCCUUGCUCCUGCCCUCCCCCGCCCUCCCCAACCUACGCCCGGGAGGGCCAAUCGCAGCUCCGCAUUCCGGGCGCUUUCUCAGGUUUCUGCUGAUCUUGCAGCGCCCAGAAAUGGACCGGGCGGACCGGCCGCCGCUCGCAUCCUGCCCCGCUCGGCGCUCCUGACGGCUCCCGGCGCGCCGAGGAGCCCUGGCGAGGUGCACUCGGGCCUGCGGGAGGUGGAGGGCACCUGAGAGCCAUGUAGACCUCCGCUUUUGCUCGCCCUCCUCCUCCUCUGGGAUCGAACUAAGGACUCCCAAAGUGCUCGGAGGGGGCGAGAGCGCCACGGAUCGUCAUUUGCUUCCGAGCUUCGGGAGAGGGUGGCAGUUUGCUUCUUUUCCGCCUCGCCUCCCCCGGAACUCCCUGCGCCCGAGAGGAAAGGACGGCGGCGUCUCCAGGUGGCUGACAGCCGGUGAGAAUGGGCACGGGGAACGGACAUUUCCCCGCAGUGGCUCCGAAGAGCGGCUGUCCAGCGGAAGGGGCAUAGGACGGGGGAGCGAGGGCGGCGCAUUGGCUCCGGCGCCUCUCGGAUGCUGCGGCGGCGGCAGCGGCCGCGGCUCCCUCCCGCCCGGGCUCUGCCAGAGCGACCUGCCGCAGCUCCGCUCCGGCUCUCCGUGGACUCAGCACCGCCCCUGCGCCACGCCGGCCGGCCAGCGUCCAUCGAUCGCCCCGCUGAGAGCUUAGAAGGCGGCGGGCGAAGAGGGGCGGGAGGGUGGAGAGCCGAGGAGAAGCUGAGGGGGUGUCAGGAGAGGGGAUCUGCCUGCCGAGCUGGCUCUGCACCGGCCCUAGGAGGGCUGAGGAGGGGAGGGGGGGCCUGGGUGACCCCCGAAGCGAUGGCCCUGCCCUCUAGGACAGCACUGCGUUAAGGCACCUCGGAACUGGACUAAACACCAACCCUCCCCCAUUCCAAAUCUCUGCAAAAAAAAAAAAAAAAAAAAAAGGCUGCGCUCUGGCUGCGGGCGGCGAGGGGGUUCCAAACUCAGCCCCAGGCAGAGUGAAGGGAGAGGGAACCAGAAGCAAAGCCGCAGAUCUCUGCAUCUGCUCUCUUUGAAGCCCGCCCCACCCCCUGAGAGCAGGGGAGACAAGGAGCACUCCGGUGGGGGGGCCGCUGGGGUCCCCCCCACCCCUCCCCUCUCCGUCCUUCCCGCUGCCGCCGGCCUCCUCCUCCCGGCCCCUCACCCCCGCACGUGGCCUCCACCAUGACGGUGAUGUCCGGGGAGAACCCGGACGAGGCGUCGGCCACCCCGGGCCACCCCCAGGAUGGCAGCUACCGGCGGCUGGCCGAACACGAGGACCACGAGUGCUGCGAGCGCGUGGUGAUCAACAUCUCAGGGCUGCGCUUCGAGACGCAGCUCAAGACCCUGGCGCAGUUUCCCAACACGCUGCUGGGGAACCCCAAGAAGCGCAUGCGCUACUUUGACCCCCUGCGGAAUGAGUACUUUUUCGACCGCAACCGGCCCAGCUUCGAUGCCAUCCUCUACUACUACCAGUCCGGGGGCCGGCUGCGGAGGCCAGUCAACGUGCCCCUGGACAUGUUCUCCGAGGAGAUCAAGUUCUACGAGCUGGGCGAGGAGGCCAUGGAGAAGUUCCGGGAGGACGAGGGCUUCAUCAAGGAGGAGGAGCGGCCCCUGCCCGAGAAGGAGUACCAGCGCCAGGUGUGGCUGCUCUUCGAGUACCCCGAGAGCUCGGGGGCCGCCCGGGUCAUCGCCAUCGUCUCGGUCAUGGUCAUCCUCAUCUCCAUCGUCAUCUUCUGCCUGGAGACGCUGCCGGAGCUGAAAGGCGACAACAAGGACUUCGCGGGCACCGUCCACCGCAUCGACAACACCACGAUGAUCUACACCUCCAACUUCCUCACGGACCCCUUCUUCAUCGUGGAGACGCUGUGCAUCAUCUGGUUCUCCUUCGAGCUGGUGGUGCGCUUCUUCGCCUGCCCCAGCAAGGCGGACUUCUUCAAGAACAUCAUGAACUUCAUCGACAUCGUGGCCAUCAUCCCCUACUUCAUCACCCUGGGCACCGAGAUAGCUGAGCAGGAGGGCACCCAGAAGGGCGAGCAGGCCACCUCGCUGGCCAUCCUCAGGGUCAUCCGCUUGGUAAGGGUUUUUAGAAUCUUCAAACUCUCCCGCCACUCCAAGGGCCUCCAGAUCCUGGGCCAGACCCUCAAGGCUAGCAUGCGAGAGCUAGGGCUGCUCAUCUUUUUCCUCUUCAUUGGGGUCAUACUGUUCUCUAGCGCAGUGUACUUUGCCGAGGCGGAAGAAGAUGAGUCGCACUUCUCCAGCAUCCCCGAUGCUUUCUGGUGGGCGGUGGUGUCCAUGACCACUGUAGGAUAUGGUGACAUGUACCCUGUGACAAUUGGAGGCAAGAUCGUGGGCUCCUUGUGUGCCAUCGCUGGUGUGCUGACAAUUGCCCUGCCCGUACCUGUCAUUGUGUCCAAUUUCAACUAUUUCUACCACCGAGAAACUGAGGGGGAAGAGCAGGCUCAGUUGCUCCACGUUAGCUCCCCUAAUUUAGCUUCUGACAGUGACCUCAGUCGGCGCAGUUCCUCUACUCUCAGCAAAUCUGAGUACAUGGAGAUCGAAGAGGAUAUGAAUAAUAGCAUAGCCCAUUAUAGACAGGCCAAUAUCAGAACUGGCAACUGCACCACAGCCAACCAAAACUGCGUUAAUAAGAACAAGCUACUGACCGACGUUUAAAAAGCCAAGAAAACAAAAAAAAGCCCCCCCCCCCCCCCCCAGCAGCUUGAAAGACUUAAAAACAAAACAAAAACCCUGGCGACCCAUGUCACUCUUUGUCGCUACUUUAUUAGUCUUUGAAAGCUCUGUUUAACUGUCAAUGCAUUACUGCAUAGUGGAUUUUGGGGAUGGCCAACCAGAAGCUUUCAAGAUCCAUUAAAAACAAACAAAACAAAACAAUUUUCAUUUUACUAAAAAUGGGAAAAGAAAGUGUAUUUUAUAAAACUGGUUAAAAAAAAUUCAGUCCAUAAGCUAAUCUAGGUAAAAUAAGAUUCAUAUGCUUCCCCAUACCAAAACAUUUGCAAUCUUUGGGCUUCUUUAACUUUUUUUCUUUUAACUAAAAACCAGGUGAUCACUUAGAAAUAUAAAAUUCAAAGUUGCAUGGGACUCCAAUAAAAAAAAAUCUUUGCAAACUGCACAGAACAUUUAAGACAGUGCAUCUGAUGAUACAUAAUAUGACAUACCAGCCAAAAUGGGUAACGAACAAAUGUUAUUUUGAUCCACUGAACUGCAUAUUAUAAGGUGGAAAAAAAGAAAACAGAAUUACUUUAGACUGGUUCACAAAGCACCUUAUGGACUUGAUGCUGAUCCUGGUCUUUAGGGGUUCUCCCCCUUUGUCCCCUUCUCCCUCUGAUCAAACUGUUCUCUAAGAAAAAGAUAAAAAUUAAUUAUUCAUCUGCAGUGCUGCUAAGUUUUUCAACUGCAGGUGAGCCCAACACAGGUCUUGCCUCACUGGUCCUAUACCCUGAGCCCUGGCCUCCAGAACUGGAUGUAAAACCUUAGCCUCCUCAUUGCAAGAGAGCACAAAUGGAGUUAAAUGUAAGCAUGUUUGAUUCUGAUAUUUAUUUUACAACCGCAUGCCGAGAACGUUAACUCAGACAAUAGGGGAUAAGCUUACGUUUGAAUCGACUCUUCUAAAAAUAGGUCCUUUUUCAUUUGCAUUCACCAAAAGUGCACUCUUUUAUUUAUUAACUAUUUUAUUAGCAAAUAAAGUACUGUAUUUAAGUGCAUAUGUUAAAGUCAGAUGGGAACAGUAACUUUUUGGAGCUCAAAGCAUGUUCUCUUAUUCAGCAUUAUGGCCUAUUUGAUUAAGUAAGGUGUACCUUGAAUUAAUUAAUGCAUGAUUUCAGUAAAAA